AUGAGAGUGGAGGAAGGGGCUGCAUUAGACUACAACAGAAACUACUCUCUGGACAAGCAGGAACCUGACUGUGAGAUUGAACCUGAGGUUACCAACAACAAUAGGUGGAAGCGCAACAUAGGAUGUAAAGACUGCUUUUGCACCAAGCUGUGUUGUCAUGAUUGUAUUGUUGCGACUCAUACUAAAAAUCCAAUGCAUCAGAUCCAGGAGUGGAGAGGCUCUUACUUCAUGACCAUCUCACUCAAGAAGCUAGGGCUGCAUGUGCAGCUUGGACAUCCAGCAGGUGCUAAAUGUCUGUUUCCUAAGAGGGCAUUUAAUGACGACUUCACUCUCAUUGAUACCAAUGGGAUCCAUGAGAUCGGCCUGGAUUUCUGUGGUUGUGAGACCGCUCAGACACAUAUGAAGCAGCUGCUUCAUACAGCCUGGUUCCCAGCAACAACUACUGAUCCUCGACUCUACCCACGAAAGGAUUGUUAUGAAGCAUUUAUGCAGAUAGUGCGCGAAUGGCAACAUCUGAAAAUGUUGAAGCGGGCUGGCCGGGGAUACAAUUCAGCCAGUGUAGAGAGUACUGGAAGCGGCAAAUGUGCUGUGCUAUGCCCAGCUUGUCCACAACCAGGUAAAAACCUACCUGAUAACUGGCGCGAUGCACCAAAAGGAAAACAUUGGUUGUAUGCUCUCUUUGUGGCAAUUGAUGCCAACUUCCGCCUUAAAAGGCACAUAGUGUCUAAGGAUAGCAUGGACCCUAGCCUUAGUUGCAGCUGGGCUUAUUUUGUUGAGGAGACUGCCUACAAAAAAUAUCUACAAACCUGCAGCGGUAACACACAGCAGAAAAGCACAUGUUCAUCACAUAAUGCCAUGAACAUGGCAGACUCGAAAGCAUUGCAUGGUCUAGCCGUCAUAGGAGUUGGGACCAUUGAUUGUGCAUGGCACAACAUGAAGCUGCUGAAUGGUGUUGGCAAUUUACAAAAAGGCGAAAGAUAUAGUAAUAUGGAUCUUUUGUUCUUCUCAGCACUCCGUGGACGCUGCACCAACACACUCAAUGUUUCAUAUGACAUUGCUUGUCAGUGGCACAAGAAUUUAUGGCAGAGGAUGUCGACAAUGCCACUCAACCUCCGUCUGGAUCAUCUGGCAAUAUUUGUCAGGUUUUUUGUUCCAAAGUUCCACCUCCCCGCACACGUGUUGACAUGCCAGACCAAUUUUUCGUUCAAUUUUUCGAAGAAUGUUGGACGAACAGAUGGUGAAGCGCCUGAACACGGAUGGUCAAAUAUCAACCCCAUGGCCUCUAGUACCAAAGAAAUGGGGCCAGGCUCACGGAGAGACGUACUUGAUGACCAUUUUGGCGACUGGAACUGGAAGAAGGUUGUAGGGCUUGGUAGGCGCAACAUUCGUAAAAUGAUGGAGGCCAAGAAAGAACAAGAGGCACAUCAAACAGCAUUUCAAGAACUCCACAAGGCGCUGGCACCCGAGACAACAGAGGCCUGGACGGUCAAAGUUGAAUCCUGGGAGGAAAAUCCAAAUGAUCUUUCGGUCACAAAUCCAUUCAAAUCAAAAGUCAUUGUAUUACAAGCUGUUACACAAGCUGCUAUUUGCCUCAAACUCACUCAGCUCGAGGCAUACAAGCUCCAAGAAGGGACCGAUGUUUCCCUGCAUGCCGAAGUGUCCCCUAGCAUAUUUCUUGCAUUGGGGAUCAUCCUCGAGAAUGAACAACGAUGUCUGAAAGCAAAUAUCAGCAAGCAAGGACUGCAUGCCACAGAUACGCAAAUGGCUGCAAUUCAGCAGCUGUGGAAUGCUUUACAGCGGAAGAUUGAUGCCUGGAAGUGCAUCCAAAUGCUCUACACUCCCGAAGUACAGCUACUCGAGUCCACAAUCAAUACCCCUUCCCGCCAUAUGUCCGAUAUAAUCACGCCGGAAGAUGCUAACCUCUGGCUCCCAUCAGCUCUUUGUAGCAAGUCCAUGGUUCCUAAUGCCCGACUCGUCUCAACCGAGUGGGAGUUGCGGUAUGCUCAGGCUGGCAAUGCUCUUGAAGAAAUCCGACAGAGCCUCUGCAUGCAUGGCUACAUUGCUAAUACUCGUGCGCAGAACACUCUCAGCCGUGUUGAAGCGAAGACUGCAGCUGCAGCAGAUAAAUAUUGCACCGCUCACACAGCUCUCUCGUCUCUCGCCCCAGUGCUUUGUAAGAUUGGCUGGGAUGAUACAUUCAAAGUGCUUGACAGGAACAAUGAUGUACGCAGGAUGUCAGCUCCAAGGCAUGGAGAGAGCGAAGGUCGAAGGCAACUGCCAUGGAUCUGGUUAGUUGAAGGUGUCAGAGAUGAUGCAGACAAGGCAAUACAAGACGGUCUUAGGCUCAAAUGGUGCAAAUCUCGAGCUAGGGCUGCACACUGGGUAGAAGAAGUAGAGCUCCUUCAGGAGGAGAUGUGCAGGGUGGUGUGCUUUCUUAGGUGGCAUGGAGGCUGGUGGAAAAAUAAGGUUGGAGAAUGUGCGCUCGUCAUUGCCAGCGACAACGAGAGUCUGAUAGCCUAUGAAGGUCUGGUGGCAUACGCCCGUUGCCAGGCCCAGCUCAGGCAUGAUCUGGCUGACUGCUUUGACAGGAUAUGGGCAAUACAUCUCCUACCAGCAGCUACCUCUACUAGCAUGACAAGUUUGAGUAGUGCUUGUCAAGAUCACUUUCCAGAUCUCCACCUUCCAGAUGCUGUGCUUCACCCUUGA
Molecule: messenger RNA, 2706 nt
Organism: Suillus paluster
Lineage: Eukaryota; Fungi; Basidiomycota; Agaricomycetes; Boletales; Suillaceae
Exons: 13
Coding region: 1-2706 (901 amino acids)
Source: RefSeq, a predicted model, not a curated record